Molecule: messenger RNA, 926 nt
Organism: Prunus avium (sweet cherry)
Lineage: Eukaryota; Viridiplantae; Streptophyta; Magnoliopsida; Rosales; Rosaceae
Product: acireductone dioxygenase 2
Molecular function (GO): acireductone dioxygenase [iron(II)-requiring] activity
Source: RefSeq, a predicted model, not a curated record
UCCUUUGCACUUCGUUUAAAAGGGCUGAGGCACGCGUGGUCUCAAAGCCACUCCAGAAAUUUCAGGGAUCGUCAGCCAAAACGCAGAACAAAAUCAGAGCAAUGGUUGCCACCGAAAAGGAUCCAAGAGAGGAAGUCAUCCAAGCAUGGUACAUGGAUGACAGUGAUGAAGACCAGAGGCUCCCCCAUCACCGUGAGCCCAAGGAAUUUGUAUCCAUAGACCAACUUACUGAGCUUGGAGUUCUCAGCUGGCGUUUAGAUGCUGAUAACUAUGAAACAGAUGAGGGGUUGAAGAAAAUUCGUGAAGAACGUGGUUACUCCUACAUGGACUUCUGUGAGGUUUCCCCUGAAAAGCUGCCUAAUUAUGAAGAGAAGAUAAAAAGUUUCUUUGAGGAACAUCUUCACACUGAUGAGGAGAUCCGCUAUACUGUGGCAGGAAGUGGCUAUUUUGAUGUUAGGGACCGUAAUGAACGUUGGAUUCGUGUGUGGUUGAAAAAGGGUGGGUUGAUUGUUUUGCCUGCUGGAAUUUAUCACCGCUUUACUUUGGACACAGACAACUACAUAAAGGCAAUGCGACUCUUUGUCGGUGAUCCAGUUUGGACUCCCUUUAACCGCCCUCAUGACCAUCUUCCUGCAAGGCAGGAGUAUGUUAAAUCUUUUGUGCAUAAGGAAACUGGUGACCAUGCAGUUGAUGCUGCAGCAUGAAAUCUGGCAUUUGGUUCUAAAACUGGGAUUUACAAAUAAUGAAGUGACUGUUUUGGCUAUGAUAAAGAUAUAUGUAUGCUUGUAUCAUCUGGGAUGCACCGGUGGCUCCAUAGUGUUAUGUAAUGCUUUGUUUAUCAGUAGCUUGGCCUUGCGUGACUCGAAUAAAUUCCGAAUAAUCUAUACCUAAUGAUCUUUAUCUAUUGAUGCGUAGCUUUGUAAAAA